AUGGAGUUCCAAAAGGGCGAACGCGUCUUCCUGAACUUCGAGACGGGCGGAGUUGAGCGAGCCGAGCAGAACCCCGAGCCUGCGCCCGGGCUCCCAGCAAUCCCCGCCUUCGAUUUCGUCGGCGACAUCCUCGAGCGCGACACCACAUCCACCCCGCCCGUCGCGCCCUCGUCCACGCCAAACGCGACAGGCUUCCCGGCACACAGGAAGCGCACACCGCGAGUCUCGGCCUUCAAGCAGCGACGCGCAGCGAGCGAACAGCAAGCGGUGCCUGCACCGAAAGCGCAAGAUGCAGCGAGUCUCCACAGCGCGCCGCCGCCGCGCGCCCGAUUCGACCCCGACGACGAGCGCAGCGCGAUAGACGCGGAGAACCAGCGCAGGCUGGACAUGAUGUCUGAUGCAGAAAUCGAGGAGGAGAGGAGAGAGCUCCUGGCGAACCUCGACCCUGCUCUGAUCACGCAGCGGCUGUUCGAGGCGAAUAUGGAUGACGGGAGUAAUGAGCAGCAGCAGUGGCCGGAGGAUAAGGUGGAGACGUCUGAGCCUGCGGCACCAGCGCAGGAGAUGAAGGCAUCGACCUCGAAGAAGGUGUCUUUCGCAACAGAAGAGGACGAAGAGGAAGCCACAAUAUCACAUGCACCAGAAAGCACCACACCCUCACACACGCACGCCGAAGAAGCCACGGGCUCGCUGCACUUUCCGCCCACACCGCAGCCUCCCGACCUCGACCCAAACGACCCCAACUUUCUCGAGAACAUGCACGCCAAAUACUUCCCCUCGCUCCCCUACAACCCCUCGACCGUCGAGUGGAUGAAACCCAUCGACCCCACAGACAAAUCCUCGCCCUACCACCCCUCGCAGACGGCCCUCAACGCGUCCGAGCUGCGCUUCGACUUCAAAGGCGCCCUGCUCGCGCCCAGCACCGCGCGCGACUUGCCCACGACAAUGGGUCUGCACCACCACGCCGCCGCGCCAGAAGCAGCCGGCUACACGAUACCCGAGCUGGCCGCCACGGCGCGCAGCGCCGUGCCCGCACAGCGCUGCAUGGCCUACCAGACCCUCGGCCGCAUCCUGUUCCGUCUGGGCCGCGGCGAGUUCGGCGCCGAGAAGCCAGCGCAGCACACCGAUGCGCCGGCGCGGGUUGCCUCGCUCCCGGACGAGGACGGUGAAGCCGAAGACGAUAGCGACGCCGACGACCAUGAUGUCGCGCAUUACAUGGCUGUGGGGCUGUGGAAGUGCAUCGAGGACGGCAGGGUGGUGGAGACGCUGACCGAGGAGGCGGCGAGGGAGAAGGGGCAUCUGACGGCGCGGACGUUUGCGCAGGAGGCGCUGUGGAAUUGGCGCCGCGGCGGGGGGAGGCGCCGGUUCGCUGUGUAG
Molecule: messenger RNA, 1374 nt
Organism: Didymella exigua CBS 183.55
Lineage: Eukaryota; Fungi; Ascomycota; Dothideomycetes; Pleosporales; Didymellaceae
Exons: 2
Coding region: 1-1374 (457 amino acids)
Biological process (GO): transcription by RNA polymerase II
Cellular component (GO): nucleus
Source: RefSeq, a predicted model, not a curated record